CCCUCCGCCCCCAAGAUGGCGGCGGCGCUGAGGGGCCGCGCGGGCCCGGGCGCGGCGGCGGCGCUGUGGCGGCUCCAGAGCCGGCGGCGCAGCUCGUUCGACGUGGCCGUGGUGGGCGCGGGGAUCGUGGGCCUGGCCGUGGCCCGGGAGCUCAUCCAGCGCCAUCCCUCGCUGGCCUUGGCCGUGCUGGAGAAGGAGCAGGAGCUGGCCCAUCACCAGAGUGGACACAACAGUGGUGUGAUCCACAGUGGGAUUUACUACACCCCUGGCUCCCUGAAGGCCAAGCUGUGCGUGCAGGGGGCAGCCCUGUGCUACAAAUACUGCGACCAGAAGGGGAUUCCCUACAAGCAGUGUGGGAAGCUGAUCGUGGCCGUGGAACAGGAUGAAAUUCCACGGCUCAAAGCUCUGUAUGAGAGGGGGCUGCAGAACAACGUCCCCGGGCUGAAACUCAUUGGAGCCAAGGAGAUCCAGGAGAAGGAGCCCUUCUGCAGGGGACUGAUGGCCCUCGAUUCCCCCUACACUGGCAUUGUGGAUUACAAACAGGUGGCCCAGUCCUAUGCCAGAGACUUCCAGGAAGCAGGGGGGACAAUCCUGACGGAUUUUGAAGUCACAAGCGUGGAGAUGGCCAAAGAGAGUCCUGCAGAAAGCGAAGAUGGGCUGAAGUACCCAGUCAUUGUCAGGAGCAAAAAGGGCGGGCGGCUGUCCUGCGCUCACCUGCUGGCGUGCGCGGGGCUGCACUCGGACCGCGUGGCGCGGCUGGGCGGCGGCAGCGCGCAGCCCCGGAUCGUGCCGUUCCGCGGGGAUUACCUGCUGCUGAGAGCGGAGAGACGACACCUGCUGAGGGGCAACAUCUACCCCGUUCCCAACCCUCGUUUCCCAUUCCUGGGGGUCCAUUUCACUCCCAGGAUGGAUGGCAGUGUCUGGCUUGGCCCUAACGCAGUGCUGGCCUUUAAGAGAGAGGGCUACAAACCCUUGGACUUCAGCCCUGGGGACUUUCUGGACGCUGUCACCUACAGUGGGCUGUGGAAGCUGGUGCUCAGGAACGUGUCCUACGGCCUGGGGGAGCUGUACAGAGCCUUUUCCCUCAGUGCCCAGGUGAGGCAGCUGCAGAAGUUCAUCCCUGAGAUCACCACCAACGAUGUUCUCAGGGGUCCCUCUGGUGUGAGAGCCCAGGCCCUGGACAGUGAGGGCAACCUGGUGGAUGACUUUGUGUUUGACGGGGGCUCGGGGGCCGUGGGGAGCAGGAUCCUGCACGUCAGGAACGCGCCUUCCCCCGCCGCCACCUCCUCCCUGGCCAUCGCCGCCGCCAUCGCCGACGAGGCCCAGCGCCGCUUCCAGCUCUGAGUCCCGGCAGGAAUCCCGCCAGGAGCCCUGCCUGCUGCCCCUCUGCACCCUGGCACUCCUCCUGAGGGACACAGAGGCACCAGGCAGUGCCCGAGCAGCCCUGGCAGCGUUCCGUGCCCGCGGCUCCUGGCGUGGUGGAGGAAGGUUUGGCCGGCGGAGCAGAGCAGCCGUGGCAGGCUCUGCAGCCACAGCAGAGCAGGCUGGGAUCCCUCUCUGCUGGGAUUUUCCACGUGGAUUUGCCAUGCCCGUGCUCACAAUGCUGCCUCCUCAGAGGGGGCUGGAAGUCACGGGCGUGGGCUGGGACUCCACUGGUUCCAUUCCACCCCAGGCUGGGGUGUGCAGCCCUCUGGAUGACAUGGGAAUAAUGGAAUAGAAGGAUGAGCCCUGCCAAAGGGCCCUGCUGAUGUGGAAUUAAAGGCUUGAUCAAAAACUGAGAACAAUAUUCAGAGCCUUCGACGUGAAUGUAGAGUAUUUCACAGGAAAAUAAGCUUAAAGGGGAUUACCAAACCCAAGGAAAUUUAGAUCUGCAUUUCAGAUACUCUGUGUGAUCACUGUCUGUAUUUUUUAUAGAGCAGAAAUCAAAAUAUGCAUAUAAACAAUCACUUUUCAUUUCAUUUCCAGCUGGGAAAUCAGCACUGAUCAGAAGCUUCAUCAGAGGCUUUGGGUUUCUUCCUUUGAAUGCUGAUGAUGCAAAAGGAGCUGAUCUUUGUCCAGCCACUUGAGCAAUCCAGGGAAAAUGGUCUUUGGAACAGGAAAUGUGAAGGGAGGGAAGCUCCAGAAACCUGCCUUGAGUCAUGUUUGGUGUCGCUUCCCUCGGAGCAGGGAUGAGUCAGGGAGAUUUCCCAUUUUCCCCGAGCACCAGGGGAGCUCAGGCAGGGCUGGAGACUCCUCUGAGCUCCACUGAUACCCAGUUUUUAUCAGAAAUGCACCUGGAGGAGUCUGUGUGCAGGGAGAGGUGAAGUAAACUCGGUGCUGAGCUGAGCAUCUGGGAGUGCCCUGCAGAAUUGCUGUAAAGCAGAAUUUUGUGGCCUCGGGGACAAAGUAUUGAGGAUUUAAUAACAACAGCUGGGUAGGACAGGUAAUUGUGGGGAGUUUGAACCAGAAAACUGGACACUGAUUUUUCCUUUAAAAGUUCUGAGUUCCUCUGCUGGGAGUUGGCAGCUGUGAGGCUGAUUUUACUGUACAGAUUGGAGACAUUUUUGAGGGGGAAAAGGGCUUAAUCUGCCACCAUUAUUAUUAUUAUUAUUAUUAUUAUUAUUAUUAUUAUUAUUAUUAUUAUUUUCCUUUUUUUUCCCCUGGUAACAUCUACUUUACCAGCAAACUGACUGCUGGAAAUUCAAAUACCAGCCCUUUCAGAGCAAAGCUUUGCUCACUUCAGGCAGAGAUUCAGCUGAUUCCAAGUGUUCCAGAGCCACAGGGCUGUGUAAAACUUCCCACACUGGAACAAUCCUGUCUUCCCUCCCUGCCAGAAGCGUUGCCUAUCAACAGUAAAUCCUACAAAAGGAUUGCAAAAGCCACUUCCUCCCACAUGGGGUGUGGCCCUGACAUGUAUUAACAGAAUAAAAACAUGAAAAUGCAAAGCAGAGACCAGGGCUGUCCUGAGUCAGCAUUGCCCUGUGCUUUUUCCUCUCAGGUGAUGAUUGUUUGGGGGUGAAGUUUAUUUGAAAUUUAAAUUAUGAACCUUGAUGUAGCAUUCUGUGGAGCAGAAAUCUUUGCAGAGAUAAAAGCUUGACACUUUUGUUAUAAGUUCAGAGAUUGUGAUAUCAGGGUUUCAGGCAGCAGUCUUGUUGCUCACAAAGUGUGAAAAUGCAUUAAUUUAUUUUCCAACUGAGCCUCACACUGAUGAUUUCAUAAAUGUGCCUUUUAUGAUUAAAA
Motacilla alba alba is the source of this 3219-nucleotide messenger RNA. It is a transcript of the gene L2HGDH, whose product is annotated as L-2-hydroxyglutarate dehydrogenase. The transcript is spliced from 10 exons. NCBI's taxonomy places the organism in Eukaryota, Metazoa, Chordata, Aves, Passeriformes, Motacillidae. The record is from RefSeq and is a predicted model, not a curated record. Gene Ontology annotation, molecular function: (S)-2-hydroxy-acid oxidase activity; (S)-2-hydroxyglutarate dehydrogenase activity. Bases 16 to 1344 code for a protein of 442 amino acids.